UUUCCGUAGUCAUACGACGAACGCCUCUCCACCUCAGGAAACCUGGUGGUAACUGAGUAACUACUGAGAGGUUGAAGAUACUGUUGCAAACUUGCCUUUGGUCGGUAUUUGGUUUGUCACAUCAGCAACUAAUUAAAGGAAAGGCUUUGUGUCGGAGCGCUGCAAGCUCCGUCUUUACAGUAGAAGAAUGGAGACUGAGUUCACGAAAGACCUUUGCACUCCAGCAUUCACAGUUGACUUGGACACAGUCAAGAGGAACGCCAGAGUGAUGCUGGAGCGAUUUGAGAAGCUUGGGGUACAACUGCGCCCACAUAUGAAAACACACAAAACGGUAGAGUGUGCGGACAUCAUGACCGGUGGGUCUCGCCGCUGCAUUGUGGUGUCCACUCUGGCGGAGGCGUCGUUUUUCGCCGACCGCGGCUACGACGACAUCCUGUACGCGUAUCCGCUGCCCUUCGACAAGGUGGAGCGCUGUGCUCAGCUGUCGGAGCGGCUGGACCUCUUUCAUGUCCUGGUGGACAAUAGCGCCGCCCUAGAGGAGCUGCGGAAGAGGCCGCUGAAACAGGGCAAAUCCUGGCACGUCUGGAUGAAGCUGGACUGUGAUAACGGCAGAGCGGGCAUCCCCCAUUCUGAAGCCAGGGCUUUGCGGCUGGCCAAGGACAUUGCGGAGACAGCGGGCGUUAAUCUGACGGGAGUGUAUGCCCAUUGCGGCAACUCGUACGGGUGCCAGGGGGAGGAACAGAUCAGAGCUGUGGCUCAGGAAACCACCACACUCACGCUACACUUCAUGGAGAAGCUUAAAGCAGCUGGGAUACGUGGGGUUAAGUCCAGCAUAGGCUCCACCCCCUCCUGCAGCCACCCAAUCUCUGACAUGGCCAUGCUGAGUGAGGUGCAUCCUGGGAAUUAUGUCUUCUACGAUGUGCAGCAGUCUCUGAUUGGCUCGUGCAGCCUGAAGGACGUGGCCGUGCGCGUGUUGACUCGCGUGAUUGGUCACUACCCUCACAGGAAUCAGCUGCUGGUGGACUGUGGUUGGACAGCCCUCAGCCACGACGGUGGCGGGAAACUGCCCACGGGGUAUGCUGUCAUUGAGGGUCAUCCUGAACUCAAACUGCUGUCCAUGACUCAAGAGCAUGGGCGAAUAGAGGCUGUGUCUGGGGAGCUGGACUUCAAGAAGUACCCAAUAGGCUCCAUGCUGUCCCUGAUGCCUUAUCAUGCAUGUGCCACUGCCAUGAUGCACCCUGUGUAUUACGUCCACUCUGAGGGAAAGAUAGUGGGCACCUGGACUCCUACACGAGGCUGGUGAGGCUGCUGGAGGCAGUGGAAUUGUUGUAUUAGAAUUUUGUCAUGUGAGUCGUUAUGAUCAGUUGGUAAGCAAGUAAUUGAGCUGUUCUCAGAUGUACUCAAGUAGAUAUCACCAGCAUUUACAGUGUAAAAUGUAAUAAUGACAUUACACCGCAAGAAAUGUACAAAUGUACAAACUGAAUGUAUAGAAAUCACAUUUUAAUAAAAAACAAUAUUUUGUGUGAAAAUUGUUUGGGUCACUCU
Molecule: messenger RNA, 1545 nt
Organism: Engraulis encrasicolus (European anchovy)
Lineage: Eukaryota; Metazoa; Chordata; Actinopteri; Clupeiformes; Engraulidae
Exons: 8
Coding region: 188-1303 (371 amino acids)
Biological process (GO): D-serine catabolic process
Molecular function (GO): D-serine ammonia-lyase activity
Source: RefSeq, a predicted model, not a curated record